Messenger RNA from Rhineura floridana, 3218 nucleotides. It is a transcript of the gene PARD6G, whose product is annotated as par-6 family cell polarity regulator gamma. Lineage: Eukaryota; Metazoa; Chordata; Lepidosauria; Squamata; Rhineuridae. Gene Ontology annotation, molecular function: protein kinase C binding. The coding region runs from base 299 to 1453 and encodes 384 amino acids. Gene Ontology annotation, biological process: centrosome cycle; establishment or maintenance of cell polarity; regulation of cellular localization. Gene Ontology annotation, cellular component: nucleus; apical plasma membrane; cell cortex. The record is from RefSeq and is a predicted model, not a curated record. The transcript has 3 exons.
CAGCCGCCUUCCUAUUGAGUCAGAGGCGCGUUGCGAGCUGCAUGAAAGCGAUUGUAACAAACAGAAGCCCAGAGAGCGAGCUAGGCGGGCGUUCUGAUUAGCGCGUUGGGACAAAGUAAAAGAAUCUUGGAAGGUUGAACGUUCCAAAGAAAGUUACAUUCCAGGGUCGGAGCAGCAGCAACAAGCGGCUGCCCGGGGGGCACUUUCUCACGGAGGCGGUGGAUCUUCCAGCCCUUGUUGAGCGAGGGCGAAGAGGAGGCGGCGAAGGACGGGGGGGUUUAAACUGGGGGCCGAGAAAAUGAAUCGGAGUUUUAAUAAAUCUCAGAGUCUGCGGUAUUUUGGUUAUAGCGCGGUGGAAGUGAAAAGUAAGUUUGGUGCAGAAUUUCGAAGAUUUUCUCUGGAUCGUUACAAGCCAGGAAAAUUUGAAGAUUUCUACAAGCUUAUUCUUCACAUCCACCAUAUAUCCAACAUGGAGGUAAUGAUUGGCUAUGCUGAUAUACAUGGAGAUCUUCUUCCUAUUAAUAAUGAUGACAACUUCUUCAAGGCUGUUUCAAGUGCAAACCCACUGCUUAGGAUUUUUAUACAAAAACAAGAUGAAGCAGAUUAUGGUAACUUUGGUUCAAACACCUUAAACAGGAAAAAGAAAGCUUUGGUGACCCUCCGGAAUGACAAUCUUCGCAGACGCCCCCACGUUAAUAUCAGCAUGCCUCAGGACUUUAGACCAGUGUCUUCCAUCAUUGAUGUGGACAUUCUACCUGAAACUCAUAGGAGAGUGAGAUUGUAUCGACAUGGGUGCGAGAAGCCACUUGGAUUCUACAUUCGUGAUGGGACCAGUGUACGAGUAACUCCUCAUGGGCUGGAAAAGGUACCUGGCAUUUUCAUCUCACGGAUGGUUCCUGGUGGUUUAGCAGAGAGUACAGGCUUGCUGGCUGUCAAUGAUGAAGUCCUGGAAGUGAAUGGCAUAGAAGUGGCAGGAAAAACUCUUGACCAGGUAACGGACAUGAUGAUCGCCAACAGCCAUAAUCUUAUCAUCACUGUCAAGCCAGCAAACCAAAGGAACAAUAUUAUUAGAAGCAGUCGAACAUCUGGGAGCUCUGGUCAGUCUACAGACAGCACUGCAAGUCACCACAGUUUGCCUUCUUCUCACGUCCUGCAGAACUUCCACCCUGAUGAAAUGGAGAGUGAUGAGGAUGCUGACAUUGUAAUAGAGGGCUGUCUGGAGCCACAGCCCAUCCCAAAAUCACACAGCCUUCCUUCUGGUAGCCUUUCCCGAAUUAAUGGCAGCAGUCUGAGCCAAAGACUACAGAGGGACCUGGUACUCAACAACAGCUUGAGACGAGAAAGCAAUGGCAAUAUUCACAAAAUUCUAAGUUCCUUAAAAACAGAUCCUCGUCAUAGCUUGGUUAUUCCCAAAGGAGGUAUUGAGGAGGAUGGAACAGUGAUAACACUUUAGUGGGUGUUUCUGAAUACAUGUGUGUUUCUAGUCUGAAGUGCCAACUGGAACAAAUCUGUACGCAUCCCGAAGAGAGAGAGAGAGAGAGAAUCUUAAUUCUCAUAGACCUGCGGAUGUGUGAAAAACAUGUUACUUUCCGGGAAUGGUGGUUUUCAGGAUUAGACAUAAAAAUGUCUCCUAUUGCAACCCAUGAAAAAGUGUAAAUAUGUUUUUUGCUCCCAGGUUCAGAAUAAGGGAAAGAAAGGAGUACUGCAUUCCAAAAAUACAAAUAAAAAAUCCUCUGGCUAGGUUACAGAAAAUGCUAUCUUUGAAACUAUGUAUCUACUGCAUGUAUGAUUGUACUCUGCAUACAUACAUGUAAAUGGUAUAUAUUUUGGUGAUUACUAACAACAAACACAGGUAAAUGUGAAAUGGGCAUUCAUAAAUUAGUCUUGGAGGACUAACGCUAUUAAAUGGGUUUGUGUCUAGCAGUGCCACUCAGCUGACAGUAAGGCUUCUGUCCCCAGAACAGGGAAGCAGUUACCCCCUACACGACCCCUCCAGAUCUUUUCUGGAAGGCCCCCAGCUCUCUGGAGCAGAUUUAGUAAAGGGGAAUUACAAAAAAAAUGCUUACCCCCCUAGUCUGCUGACAGAAGCCUUGCCUUACUGUUGGAUACAACACAGUGUGUUUCAAUAUUUGAGAUUUGACUUUCUACCUUUAUGCUGCUUUUUAGUUUUACACAGGAAACUGAUUAUUGCACCUGAAUCUGGAGAGGGCUAUCUAAAGGAACAACCUUCUAUCCUGGAAAUAGCAUUGAGAGAAUGCUGCAUUUACUUUUUUAAUUUUGGAACAAAACUUUGACCAAAUGAUUUUGCUUUAUAUAUAUUUUUAAAGUGGGAUAGACAUCAAUAUUGUUGCCAUAAUUUUUUUUUAUCAGCACCACCUGCUGGUGACUGGUAGUACUUAAUUUUUUUUGUAUGAUGUGAAAAAAAACAGGCAACAUGGAGGCUGGUUUAGUUAAUGCGCCAUCAGGAGGUGUAAUGUGCAUUCUCUUUUUAUUGCUACAAUAUUUAUUAGACAAAUAUUCCCAUUUUAGCAACUAUUGGUUUCAUUUUCUCAUCAUGGUUAACAGUACUGAAUUUUAAAUAAAUAAUAAAUUUGCUUAGGCUGCAUUCUAAGGCACCCUGAGAAACUAAUCUAAGGCUGCAAUCCUAAACCCGCUUAUCUGGGAGUGAGUCCCACUGAAUUUAAUAGGACUUACUUCUGAGUAGACACAGCUGGGAUUGCAACCUAAAUUUGUCGUACCAUUUAGAAUUAACUUGAAUCCUCAGAGUCUUUAAUAAUGAAAGGUGGUCCCUCUUGGUACAUCUUGAUUGUUUCCUAAUCUAGAUUGUUAAAACUUUUUUUUCUCCUGGGAGUCUAAAAUGCUGUAAUUCAACAUCAUAUCAAGCGUUUCAAGUAAAGGGUAUCUUAGAUUGUCAGAUCAUGAUUAGCUAUAAAGUAAAUUAAUAAUAGGCUAUUCCAGAAGAAACAGUUUUGCUCCUAGCUCUGCUUUUCUGUUCCAUAAAAUGCCACAAGUUGUUACAAUGGUUUAAUAGAAACAAAUGUUGAAUAUAUUCAUGAAAUGUCUAGGAAAAAAUAUAAUUGUUUUACAAUGUAUUUUUCUACUUUUAGCUUUGUCAUUUUCUUUGUUUUUUACUGUGUAGUAUUGUAUAUUAAAGCAUUUCUAAACAAAUGAACUUUCUUUAUAUAAAUUAUAUCCUAUACCUCCCACAUCCUUAUUUU